UAUGCCUUGUGCUCUAAAACCAGCAGAUGUAGAAAGAGAGGAGAGAGAUGGGUCAGUUAGUCCAGCUCCUUUAUUGAUAUGUUUUGAGUGUGGGUAUACUCCUGUUGGUGUAUUCUGUUGUCUAGUAGUGUAUCUUCUUGAUCAGAAGACAGAUCAAGUAUUGGAAUGGAAGUUAACUGGUAAUGAUCAAUAUCGUAACAGGAUUACCUUUCAAGUUGGUCAAUACUAUGAUACUGUUACCUUAAUCAGUCGUGCUACUUAUCUUGAAGUUUGGGUUCAACAACAAAUGAGUCCUUCACUAAAUGACCUUUGUGAUAAGAUAUUAUCAUCAUUGCACAAAGGACUAGACAUAGUCACACGAUCACUCCAUUACACUUACAAGUCAAAGCAUAUGUUUGGAGUACCAUGUACAUGUACUGGAGUACCUCAUCCUGCUGUAAUAGAGUAUUGUUCAGAAGGAGCUAAGUGUACUAAUGGUAAUGUAAUGCAACUUGAUGAGAAACAUUUGUACUGGUCUAAAAAGGUUGUUGAACUAACAACACUGAUCCCACCUCUAGCUAAGUCACUGUCACAUGAUGAUGAUGUAGCCACUACAGUUUCUGAAGGCAAAAGGAAUGCAGAAAACAUCUUUCGUCAUCAUUCAUUUAAUAUUUCCAAGUCAAUUGCUAACAACAUAACUCGUGUUAUUGAUCAAUUGUGGGCAUCCGAACUAAUAAGUGGUAAUAUAAAAGAUAGCCUCUCCACUGUACUUGGAAUAGACAACUACAACAAAGCCAGCAGGGUUAUGGGUAACAUUAAUAAUAUUCUCCAGACCCAUCAAAAUCCCACUGAGUAUCUUACUGAAGUGUGUCAUGCAUUGUUCCUUAUAGACAAUGAACCACUCAAGCUCAUUCUUAUUAAUAUAUUAAAGGAGUUAGGAAAACUACCACCUCAAGACAGCAGACAGGAUAGUAGUAAAAGCUCCUCUUUACAUAAAAGACCAAUAGCAGCACAAGAAGACAUGUCUGCCAGCAAGAGGUUUCAGAUAGACUCUGAAGAUCCUUAUGACAGCAGUAGAAAUACUUCUGAUGAUGGACAGUUCUCUGGUAGUGGCAUUUUACAAAAUGAAAACAGGGGACAAAAGAGACAGAGAGAAGAAGGUAGUUCUCCUGGAGAUUUUACUACAAUAAAAAAGUCAACAGCUCAAACCCCAGAAGUCAUCAGUUUGUUGUCUGAUGAUGAUGAUGUCCUAAUACUUGAUCCUCCUCCUCCUUCAGAUAAAGGAUAUGGUAAAAGAUCAACUGGAAAUAAACCACACAGAAGAAAAACUGGCUCCAACAAAUAAUGUACUGAAUGUUAACCCUCUUGUCACUUAUUUUACUUAUUUUUUAUACACAAUCACUUAACAUUCAUUUUUUGUUUAUAAAUGAUAAAACCAUACAAAUUUGACAUUAAAAAUAUUAAAUAGAAAUCAUUAUAAUUAUAAUAGUCAUUUUACAAAUCAUUUCUUGAAGGAGAAACAAUCUAAAACA
Amphimedon queenslandica is the source of this 1511-nucleotide messenger RNA. RefSeq lists its product as uncharacterized. The record is from RefSeq and is a predicted model, not a curated record. The transcript is spliced from 7 exons. The coding region runs from base 2 to 1324 and encodes 440 amino acids. Lineage: Eukaryota; Metazoa; Porifera; Demospongiae; Haplosclerida; Niphatidae.